This is a messenger RNA of Iphiclides podalirius (scarce swallowtail), 1488 nucleotides long. NCBI's taxonomy places the organism in Eukaryota, Metazoa, Arthropoda, Insecta, Lepidoptera, Papilionidae. The record is from the annotation of a GenBank genome assembly.
AUGUUACUACUGCCACUAUGCAUAGUUGUUUGCCUCGUGAUUUGGGCGUAUGUCUAUUGGACGGGCGUGAGACAAUAUUGGGCCAAAAAGGGUGUUCCCCAUCUUCCGCCUCACCCGAUCUUGGGAAGCCUCACUUUCCUGCAGCGACAAAAUCCAGGGUUAUGGAUGCGCGAUAUAUACGAACGCUUCAGGUCCCCUUACGUGGGCAUGUGGCUGUUCUGGAGGCCCGCCCUCAUCAUCAACUCCCCGGAGAUCGCGCGCAAAGUCCUCGUCAAGGACUCCGCCCUCUUCAGGGACCGUCUGCUGAGCUCUGGCAAAAGCGACCCCAUUGGCGCCCUCAAUUUGUUCACGGUUAACGAUCCCCUUUGGACUACGAUAAGAAGACGCCUGACAGCCGUCUUCACAGCGGCAAAGCUUAAAAUGACACACGGACUAGUUGCCAAGAAGAAUAAGGAAUUGGUACAGCGGAUCAAAAGAGAGAUGAACCAGAAUAAACGCGUCAACGUACGGAUGGUGAUGUCCGACUACACAACGGACGUAAUCGGAAUGGCAGCGUUCGGUAUAACGUGCGACUCGACAAUCACAGGCGAGGGGCCCCUUAGGGCUGUCACGAAGGAGUUCUCGACCUACAGCUGGAUACGGGGGCUUAACUGGUGCUGCAUAUUCUUCAUACCGGAGCUUGUUGAUUUCUUCAGAUUUUCAUUAUUCCCAAAACACGUGACUGAGUACUUCAGAAAAAUCUUUCGUACCAUGGUUGAUCAGCGAGGCGGAUUGGACGCAGAGAUAAACGAAAACAGGGACCUGCUAGACGCUUUGCUGAAAAUGAGACAAGAGUGCAAAAAGGACAAUGAAGACCUAUCUGAGGAUUUAUUGGUGGCCCAAGCAGCGAUUUUUCUUCUGGGAGGAUCCGACACAACGUCGUCUGCUUUGACUUUCUGUAUCUACGAACUGGCAUUUCUACCAGAUUUGCAGGAGAAACUGUUCAAGGAACAAAUGGAUGCUAUAAGAGACAAUGAACUUGAUGCAAAGCUAUUAUCUGAACUUGUUUAUUUGAACAGUGUUAUAAAAGAAACCCUCCGGAAAUACGCGCCUAUGGGAUGGUUCGACAGAAUAGCAGCGAAGGAUUAUCAGAUCGAUGAAAAUCUUACAAUCACCGCUGGAACACCGAUAUACGUUAACGCGAUCGGCAUGCAUUACGAUCCUGACAUGUUCCCAGAGCCAUAUAAAUUUGACCCGGAACGCUUCUUGCCGGAGAACGAAAAAGAAAUGCAAGCCUUCUCUUACAUACCCUUUGGCGAAGGACCAAGGCAUUGUAUUGGUCGCCGUUUCGGUGAACAAAACCUCCGCUUCACCCUGUCGACUGUUAUACGUAACUUUAAGAUUCAACCAACGCCCAACGCACCACUGCCUUCCCAAGUAGAAAUCGAGAAGAAGGGAUUGUUUCUGGCUCCCGGACAAAAUCUGUUUUUAGAGUUCAUCCCAAGAAAU